Messenger RNA from Capsaspora owczarzaki ATCC 30864, 2756 nucleotides. RefSeq names its product pfkB family carbohydrate kinase. Gene Ontology annotation, molecular function: pseudouridylate synthase activity. The transcript is spliced from 2 exons. Lineage: Eukaryota; Filasterea; Ministeriida; Capsasporidae. Bases 173 to 2701 code for a protein of 842 amino acids. The record is from RefSeq and is a predicted model, not a curated record.
AUGUUCACAUCCGCCAAAAUCCUCCGUUCUGAGACAAAUCUAUUGUUUUCGUUAUUUCUCAGCUUCUUCUUCUCCCUCUCGUUAUUCUCGAGCUCCACCACUUUCCUAUUUCCUAUUCCCACCACCUACUCACUCCAUCCCACUCUUACAUUUCUCUCAUCCAAAAUCUCCAAUGCUCACUGCUGCUGCGCUGGGAUUGGCGCCAAAAUCCCACACUUGGCGCGCUUUCUCUGGCUUCACUGCGACCACCCGCCGUCCUCCUUCCCUCCCAUCGUCUCACCCGUCGUCCGCUUCCUCUUCAUCUUCCUCGCCUUGUCUCGUCGCUGCUUCGCGACGGUGCGUCUCGGCGUUGGCGAACUCGCCGCUGCUGUCCGUCUCUGAGGAAGUCCGCGCCGCGCUCGCUGCCGGCCGCCCCGUCGUUGCGCUCGAGUCGACCAUUGUGUCGCAUGGCAUGCCCUAUCCAGAGAACGUCCGCACGGCGCUCGAGGUCGAGGCCAUCCUGCGCGCCCAUCCCGCCGCUCCCGUCGUCCCCGCCACCGUCGCCAUCAUUGACGGCAAGAUCCAGGUCGGACUCUCGCAGGAACAGCUCGAGCGGCUCGGGCAGGCCGGGCACAAGGCCGUCAAGACAAGCCGGAGGGACUUUGGCCAGGUUCUCGCGUCCAAGAGCGCGAUCGGCGCCACGACCGUGUCUGGCACCAUGAUUGCUGCGCAUAUGGCAGGCAUUCCCUUGUUUGUAACGGGUGGCAUUGGCGGCGUCCAUCGAGGCGUGCUCGAGACGUACGAUGUCAGCGCCGAUCUGACCGAACUCGGUCGCACGCCCGUUGCCGUCGUUUGCGCCGGUGCAAAGAGCAUUCUCGACAUUCCGCGCACCCUCGAGUAUCUCGAGACGGAGGGCGUUCCAACCAUCACCCUCGGACACAACUCGCCAGACUUUCCGGCAUUCUUCACGCCGAGCUCGGGCAUUCCAGCCAUGACGCACGUUGAAACAGAACAGGCUUGCGCUGAAAUCAUCCAUGCGCAUCUCCGCGCUGGCCUGACCUCCGGCCUUGUUGUCGGCGUGCCCAUUCCGACUGCGUUUUCGUCGCAGUCCUCGUUCAUCCAAAGUGCCAUCGAUCAAGCGUUGGGCGAAGUGUCUGCACGCGGGAUUACGGGGAAAGAGACGACGCCCUUCUUGCUUGCGCGUGUCAACGAAUUGACCAAGGGUGUCUCGCUGACGGCCAACAUUGCCCUGGUCAAGAACAAUGCGGCAAAGGGUGCUGGCAUUGCGACAGAGCUAGCCAAGCUCAGGAAUGCUCCAGCAGCGAGCAAACCGCAGCACCAUCGCGGCAUCACCCUUCCUCCUCCUCCUUCGCACGCCGCCUCGGAACACCAUCUCAACCGCGGCUCGGCUGGCCUGAUUGUGGUUGGAGGCAGCAUGGUGGAUGUCCUGUCCAACGUGACUUCGCCCCGCGUGACCAUGGCCAGCUCAAACGUCGCUCGCGUAACGCAGUCCUUUGGCGGUGUUGGCCGCAACAUUGCCGAGGGCGCGGCGCGUCUUGGUCUGCCAACCCAUCUCAUCAGCGCUGUCGGCGCCUCUGACAUGCUUUCCAGCGGACUCUUGGCUCACUGCGAAGCCAGCGGCAUCGACACGAGCCAUGUAGCGCGCAUGGAAGACCAUUCGGCGUCCGUGUACAGCGCCAUUUUCGAUGCCAAGGGCGAUCUGGUGGUGGGUGCCACCGAUUCAGCAGCGUUGGAAGCAUUGCCCGAGGCCCAGAUUGCCCUCUCGCUUUCUCAGCUGCUCAAUGUCCCCACGACCUCGUCGUCGGACAGUCUCAAGCCGGAGCAUGCAGAGCCGCAGUCGCCUUUUGGCACUCCCUUCAAGUUCGACCAAACCACACUGGCAGCCUCCCCCAAUUCGUGGGACCAGCGCAUCGUUUGUGUCGAUGGAAACCUCAGUCGGGCACAGAUGCGCGCCGUUGUGCAAGUGGUCAACCGAGCACGGGCCGAACAGCGUCGAGUGCACCUGUGGUUUGAGCCCACUUCUGUGACAAAGCUUGCCAAGGUCGAUGCGCUGCUCGAGCACCUCUCGUUCAUCUCGCCCAACGAGCUGGAGCUCGAGGAGCUGGAUCGCAUCCUGCACGAGCGCUACCUCUGCGAGCACCCCAAGCGCAACCCCAAAACGCGGCACUUUCCACCAGCGACGACGCCUCCGUCCGAGUCAGCAAAGGUCAAGCUGAACAUUUGGUCUGAGCUGCCGCUCGACUUUGUGCAUCGUGGCGUGCGCGUGACGGCAUGGAUCCCGGUGGUCGUCGUGUCUGUCGGCAGCCGUGGCAAAGUGGUGUUUGUGCGAGACGGAGCUGAGGUGCACAUCAAGCACUAUCCCUCCGAUUCAGGCUGGUGCAGCGUCGAGCACGAGUUGGCGCAGGCUGUUCAAGCCGGGAAAUCCGCCGGCGCUUUCACCACAGCAAAGUCCAGCGCAGCCACCUCGGUGCCAGCGAUGCAGCUGCCAGUUGUGAACGUGACUGGUGCAGGGGAUAGCGGUGUUGCAGGCACCAUUUCGGCACUGCUUCGCGGGCUGCCCCUCGAUGAUGCUGUCAAGGUAUCCAUGCGCUGCUCGCGCAUGUCCCUGAUGUCGCCGCAAGCGAUUUCGACGCAUCUUAGUCCUUUGCUGCUGACCACCCAACUUGGGAUGGAGAGUCGACAGCUCACGAGUGUGUUGUAGGUCUGUGUUGUGUGUUGCAGAAUCCAUUAAACUAUUGGUUGCGGUUUUUCGAAAG